Zingiber officinale is the source of this 2493-nucleotide messenger RNA. Its product is annotated as zinc finger CCCH domain-containing protein 54-like. Bases 241 to 1959 code for a protein of 572 amino acids. NCBI's taxonomy places the organism in Eukaryota, Viridiplantae, Streptophyta, Magnoliopsida, Zingiberales, Zingiberaceae. The transcript is spliced from 8 exons. Gene Ontology annotation, molecular function: metal ion binding; RNA binding. The record is from RefSeq and is a predicted model, not a curated record.
GAGAUUGAGUCAGAAAUGGUGCGAUUUUGUUGAGCCUAAAUCGAGCCCCGUAAUUUUCUGCGAGUCAUAAAAGAGGCACCCGAGCUGUCUUCCAUAUAAAAAUAGCAGAAUAGUGAUUGUUAAAAGACCGGAACUGGGAAUCGCAUGAGAGAGAGAGAGAGAGAGAGAGAGAGAGAGAGAUAGAGAGACAGAGAGGGGGCGCCAAGACUCAAGACAAGAGUCUGGUUUUGUUCUUGGUCGAUGGUUAUUGGCAUGGAGGCAGCGGAAACUAGGUAUUAUGACAUGGAUUUCUUUGAGUUGGCUAAAAUUAUCUUUGGAAAAGUUCAAAAGCUGGAACCAGAAAAUGUUGCCAAGAUCAUGGGAUGCAUAUUUUUGAAAGAACCAAGUGAACAAGAAAUGAUCCAAUUAGCAUAUGGUCCUGAACACUUAUUAUUAUUGACUGUAAACGAUGCCAAAAGCAUGCUCAACGUACUUUAUCCCAAGAAUUUUAUGCCUGACUUCCGAAUUGGUUCUUACCCUCCCUUUGAAUCGCAAUCCUCCGACUCCUCUUGCAACAAUUUCCGCAUCUCAACAUCUCAUUGGAAUACUCGGCUCGCUCAAAAUGAACACCAUGCCUCAUCCCACAGUUUUGAUUUAUCCCCAUUUUCUGAUUUGGUUGGGGACAAGUACUCCUUCCAGACUCGAACUCAAUCAAUGGAACCACUGGAUGGUGCUCCUUCUAGCCACAUUGCCAACUUCUGCCCGGAUACUGCAUUGCCUGGUGGAAUGGCUUCAAGGUUCAACAGGAGAUCACACAGCUUUUGUGACUUGCCUAUUAAGGCUUGCUACUAUUUCAGCAAAGGCUACUGCAAGCAUGGAACUAAUUGUAGGUACUCACAUGCCCAGUCCUUCCCAGAUGGGUUUCCUCAUGCGCAUAGCACCAAUAUGCAAGAAUGCCCCAUUGAGGACAAUACACUCACACCGAGAUCAUUAGAGAAGUUGGAAUUUGAAAUUUCAGAGCUUUUAAGGUCAAAGAGGGGAAUGCCUGUUUCAAUUGCAUCGUUGCCCAUGCUAUACUUUGAAAAGUUCGGAAAGAAUCUUCAGGCUGAGGGGUACCUCACUGAGAGUCAGCGCCAUGGCAAAGCUGGUUACAACUUGACCAAGCUGCUGUACCACUUGAGGAAGAGCAUUAGGCUCAUUGAGAGACCGCAUGGACAACACUCAGUAAUUUUGGCAGAGGAUGCCCCAAGAUAUAGGGAGGGCAGGAAUGAGAGAAUUGACCUAUCUCCAAUUUCAUCUAGUUCUCAUCAGAUUUAUCUUACUUUCCCUGCUGAAAGCACAUUCACUGAUGAAGAUGUUUCAGACUACUUCAAGCAAUAUGGUCAAGUGCAUGAUGUUAGGAUUCCUUGUCAAGAAAAACGCAUGUUUGGGUUUGUUAGCUUUGUCCAUCCUGAGACUGUCAACAUUGUUUUGAUGAAGAGGAAUCCCCAUUACAUAUGUGGUGCCAGAGUCUUGGUGAAGCCAUACAAGGAAAAGACAAAAACCACCCUGGACAGAUCUUACACAGAAAAUUCAAAACCCAUUUUACAAUAUCAUUCCAAUCAUCAUGAAAUGGAUCGUGAUGCUCAUUCUGUGUUACAAGAAUCUGAGAGUGCCAGACUACUUCGAUAUCAGCAGUUGAUUGACAAAAAUGAGAUGUUGGAGCGUGAGAGAACACCUCUCUCUGGAAUGAACUUGGCUUGUACGGCGGUAGCCCAGCAACAUUAUUUGACUUCAGGGGUUGAUGACUUGAAAACUUUAGAAGGUCCCAAUCAGUUCUCACUAAAUCAUUUCAGCUAUGAAUUUGACCUACUCAACAAUGGUACCACAAUUGACAGCAAAACUAGACAUACAAGCGAACAAGAAAGUGACAUCCUCAAACUCCCUGAUAGCCCAUUUGCAUCUCUAUCUUUAGCGAGUAGGAUCUCAGCAGUCCUAUAAUUAUCCAGAAUGGGAGAAAAAAACAAAGAAAUCAAGGGAGCUUUCAGUUCCAGUUUACAUCAGUUGACUCAGACUACUAAUAAUCUUUAUAUUCAGCAAUGGACCAAUAAAUGCGUCUCCAUUUUUACUGUGAAAAGGAUAGGAUGAUGCCUAACAGAAGGAACUUAUCGUUGUAGAUACUGAAGAAGGAAAACGGUGUUCUUAAAAGAGGAGACUAAUUUAUCAUAGAAGGACAAGAUCUACCAGAAUAGAAAUAAAUGUGAUACAUCUUACACUUUAGGUGGUAAUUAGCUGAUAUACCUCAAUAAUUACUUGUGUCACUUGCUAUUAAAUCUUGUGGCAAACGGCGGGCGGAUGAUUGAUUACUGAAGAAAGUACUAGAUAAUACAACGGUUGUAUUACAAACUUUUGCUCAUCUUCCUCGAAAUUAUUGCUGAAACAGCUGAAUGUAAAUAUAUAGACAUUUCUGCUACAAAUUUUAUGAUGAUAAUUCGAAAGUUGGAGUCAAGAAAUCUCUGCUUGUGCUAUGUUAAA